Molecule: messenger RNA, 2307 nt
Organism: Trypanosoma conorhini
Lineage: Eukaryota; Euglenozoa; Kinetoplastea; Trypanosomatida; Trypanosomatidae
Exons: 1
Molecular function (GO): metal ion binding
Source: RefSeq, a predicted model, not a curated record
AUGGCGGUGAGCAGCAGCAUCUUCCUCUACAUCGCGGGAGGACGCACGCUGUGGGUGCCGGGGCACACGCCGGCACCGGGUGAAACGAAGCCGGUGCAGAUCCUCAACUUCGCCUCCCCGCGUGAAUUGUCGCGCUCCUUCUACCUCUUCGAUAUGCCCAUCCAGAUCGUCAAUGACCCCAGCACGGCGGCGAUGAUUCCAGGCGGCAAGACCCCUGAAGAUGUCAUCACGGCCGUGAACGAGUUUCGUCGUGUUUGCAUGGAAGACCAGGAUUUCCUGCUAAAGCGAUGCUACGAUGCCAACAAGCCACCCCCUCCAACCCACAAUCCGCAGCAGUUGCCGGUACAGCCGCAGCAACAGCAGGCGCCACAACAGCCGCAGCAACAGCAACAAUUAAUGACGGGCAUUGCAGGGAUGGCGGAGUCGUUAGGAACGCGUCAGAAUCCCGCUUUUAGCGCUGCCGGCACAAACCUGAACCAGACGCUGCUGCUGCAGCUUCUUCAGCAGCAACAGCAGCAGCGUUCGUCGAUGCCGCCGCAUGCUUCUCCGCUUCAGCAACCACCGCCAAUGAAUUUCAACCGCGGUAUGAUGAUGGGUUGUGGUAAUGCGCCGGUCGGUGGAAAUAUGAUGAUGAGCAAUGCUGGUCUCUUGCCCUCUGCUCCCGCGAUGGGGUAUAACGGCAAUUACUUCAACCCUAUGAUGCAAAUGGGAGGCCGCAGUGCGGGGUUGAUGCCGGCUCCCAAUUCUUUUCCUGGCGCGCCCGCCAUGGGGAGGGUGCCGCCGGCAAUGAUGGGGAGCAGAGGCGGUGGUAGUCGAGGCAUGUACGGUCAUGGUCAGUUUCAGGCGCCUGUACGUGAUCAGCCGGAGGCGUUGCCGACUCUUCCGCCUAUCCCACCCGAAAUUUUGGAAAUGUACAUGGACCCGCGGCAAAAAUUGAUGUGCGCCACAAUGCCAGGGCCCCGUUGUACAGUGUGGCUACGUGAGCACGAGAUACCACCUGUCACAAAGAAUCCGAGGUAUGUGUUCUGCAAGGAGGGCAUUGUGUUGAUGCUCAAGACCAAAGGCUCGGAGGUGGAGCACAGCAAGCCUGUAGAACUCUUUGAGCAGCAGCUCUGUGCGCAUUUCUUAAUUCACAACUACUGCUCCCGCAACAAUUGCCUCCACCGGCAUCAUACAGAAACCCAACUGCGCCAGUUGAUCGCGGGGAAGCACGUGGAGCUAAUGGCAAUGACGAAGAAGGAGCGACAUCGCCUUAGCGAACGUGUGUUGGAGAAGGAGCGGGAGGGCCUCGCACGGGCCGCGGAGGAUCGUGAGCAGCGUGCACGCGAGCGGAUGGAGGCGGCACGGCGACGCGAGGGCGCUGGUGGCAGCACGUCUAAUGUUGAAGCGGUGGCACCCGCUCCGUCCAAUCAACCGCCUCGCGCGCGCGCUGACGCCGUCAUCUCCGACGACGACGGUGCUGAAGGCAAAAAAAAUGCCGAUGAAAGCGUCGAGAAGGACACCGACAAGAGGGGCAGCAGCAAGGACAAUCACGCAGGGGAGAUGAAGAGCGAGGGCAAUAAGUCCAGCGAGCAGCCGCCGUCUGAACGCCACGAAAACGAGAAAAGUGAGAAGAGUCACGCGCAGAAGCCGGUGGCGCCGCGGCGGGCGGCCCCAUUCUCGUCACGCAGAGUGCUGAACCCGGCCGACAUUGGCCUCACCGACGACGAAGACGACGAUGACGGUUCGUCCUCGUCCUCCUCCUCCUCCUCCUCUUCGGCGUCGUCGGCAAAGGGCGCCACGAAGCCCGCCGACGUCGUGAAGCCGACGACAGACACCGCCGCCAGCGAGAAGUGUGGGGACGAAGACGAGGAGGGUGACGUGAAGGCCCCCGUCGAGGCAGCGGCACCCGCCCCUCCGCCUCCGGAUGCUGCAACCGCGGAGGAGUGUGUGGCGCAGGAGGCACGCGAUUCGGGGAAGGACGUGGCAGCGGCAGAGUCCAUGGCCGGGGAGGCAGAAACAAGAACGGGGGGAGAGGAAAAGCAGGGCGGCGAGGAGAAGCAUAAUGGGGGUGAUGCGGUUGAGGUUGCCGAUGAGCCCGAGGUAGCGGCCGCAGCAGAAGCAGAGGCCGAGGAGCAGCAGCAGGAGACUGCUGUUGGAAACGCGGAGGAGCAGCAGGAGACAGCCGUUGGAAACGCGGAGCAGCAGCAGGAGACUGCUGUUGGAAACGCGGAGGAGCAGCAGCAGGAGACUGCUGUUGGAAACGCGGAGGAGCAGCAGCAGGAGACUGCUGAUCGGAACGCGGAUGAGCAGCAGGAGACAGCCGUU